AUGGUGAAACUUAAAAAUUUAGCCAACGAUACAAACCAAAGUUUGAACGAACAAAUGAACUACUCAAAGAAAGUUUUUGAAACUUUGCUUAAAAAUAUUGUUAUGCAAUUCAAUGCUCGCUAUCAAAAGGAGGUAGAAACUCGUCGAAGGCUGCACAACAGAUUGAUUGAACUUUUAGGUAAUAUUCGCGUAUUUUGCCGCAUCAGACCAUUAAAUAUUAACGAAAAAAACCAGAGGAAGCUUAUACGUUCAGAUCCUGUAGAUUCGGGUAUCGUAAUAGCGCAGACUUCUAGUGGUGAAAAAAAAUUUACUUGCGACAAAGUAUUUGGAGAGUGUAGUACGCAAAGCGACCUGUUUGACGAGGUAGGCCCAAUAAUAACAAGUUGUAUGGACGGAUAUAAUGUUUGUAUAUUUGCUUAUGGACAUACUGGAAGCGGCAAAACAUACACAAUGGAAGGCCCAGAUUGUGAUCCUGGUAUAAAUCUCCGGUCAUUAAAACAGCUUUUCAAGUGUACUGCAGAAAGAGAUGAAUGUGACUGGAAAAUUAGCAUAUCGGCGCUAGAAAUUUACAAUGAGAAAAUUAGAGACUUGCUUUCGAAGUCAAAAGAGUCUUUAUGCAUUCGAGUUCAGUCUUCGGGAGCAUUAGACAUCCCAGGACUUACUUCUAUUGAAGUUCACGAUGUAGCUGGUGUUAAUAAAGUAACUGCAAUGACAGAAUUAAAUGACCAUUCGAGCAGGUCUCAUGCUAUAGUUCGUGUUACAGUUUACUCGGUAAAUCGUACAACAAAAGCUACGAGACAAGGGAGACUCAAUUUGGUAGACCUCGCUGGUUCGGAAAGAGUUUAUCAAUCUGGUGCCACUGGACAGCAACUUAAAGAAGCUCAGUCGAUAAAUAAAUCCCUUUCCGAACUCGGAAAUGUUGUCAAUGCACUACGACAACGAUAUCAACAUAUACCAUUUAGAAACUGCCAGCUUACUCGUUUGCUGGAAGACUGUUUGAAUGGCGACAGCAAAACUUUAAUGAUUGUACAAAUCGCUCCAGGAUCUGCAAAUCUGCAAGACUCGUUAAGCAGCUUAAAUUUUGCAGAAAAGGUUGGCAGGAUUCAAACGAGCGCUGUUGCAACCACCAUGCAUGGGCACACGGUUUUGCCGUCAAAAACCGUAAAGGCAACUGAUGCAGAACACUUGGAAUGUCAUUCAACAAUGAUAUAUCAUAAUGAUGAAAAACUAGGAGUGUAA
Molecule: messenger RNA, 1239 nt
Organism: Enterobius vermicularis (human pinworm)
Lineage: Eukaryota; Metazoa; Nematoda; Chromadorea; Rhabditida; Oxyuridae
Source: the annotation of a GenBank genome assembly